This is a messenger RNA of Pistacia vera, 759 nucleotides long. RefSeq names its product 60S ribosomal protein L18a-2. Gene Ontology annotation, biological process: translation. Gene Ontology annotation, cellular component: cytosolic large ribosomal subunit; ribosome. The transcript has 4 exons. Lineage: Eukaryota; Viridiplantae; Streptophyta; Magnoliopsida; Sapindales; Anacardiaceae. Gene Ontology annotation, molecular function: structural constituent of ribosome. The record is from RefSeq and is a predicted model, not a curated record. The coding region runs from base 43 to 579 and encodes 178 amino acids.
UAUAGAGUCAGAGAUCCUUCUCAUUUCAUCUGCAGAAUCAAAAUGGUUACUUUCAGGUUUCACCAGUACCAGGUGGUGGGAAGAGCUUUGCCUACAGAAAGUGAUGCGCAGCCCAAGAUCUACAGAAUGAAGCUCUGGGCCACCAAUGAAGUUCGUGCCAAAUCCAAGUUUUGGUAUUUCUUGAGGAAGUUGAAGAAAGUUAAGAAGAGCAACGGGCAGAUGUUAGCAAUCAAUGAGAUCUUUGAGAAGAAUCCUACCAAAGUUAAGAACUAUGGUAUCUGGUUGCGAUAUCAAAGCCGAACUGGGUAUCACAAUAUGUACAAGGAAUACCGAGACACAACUCUUAACGGUGCUGUAGAACAAAUGUACACUGAGAUGGCUUCUCGUCACCGAGUGAGGCAUCCAUGCAUUCAGAUUAUUAAGACAGCCACCAUACCCGCAAAGCUUUGCAAGAGGGAAAGCACCAAGCAGUUCCACAACUCCAAAAUCAAGUUCCCUCUGGUUUUCAAGAAAGUCAGGCCACCUACGAGGAAGCUCAAGACUACAUACAAGGCAACAAGGCCUAACUUGUUUAUGUAACUGCCCUGUGUUUCUUACUUCCUCCUAUUGCCUGUUUGGGGCUAUAUGCUAUGGAUUAAUGUUCGUCUUUGCAUUUUUGCCCUGCUCAUAUUGGUUCUAUUAGAUGUGACUUCAGAAGAUGAUUAUGAACCUUCUUUGGGAAAAAUUAAGUUGUUCUUAUGAAGGUAUUUAGCUUUGACA